AGCGUGAACGAACGACCGCAAGAAAGCAAGCAGUCAAAAAGAGAAAAGAAGUUGAGUACGCGUUUCUGCCGUCGAUCCGCUUGUGCUUCAGAAUUUGCAACUUUUUCUCCGAUUAGGGCCCGUUUUUCCGUCGAAAUUCCAUCAAAAUGAGCUCCGCGGUAAUGUUGUUCGCCUGUUCGAAGUGUUUUUCACGCCAUCCGUUCGAGGAAUUGUCCCCUGGGCAGCAACUUUGCAAGGAUUGCCGAGGGUCAUUUCCAAUCGUUAAAUGUACGUACUGCCGUACGGAGUUCCAGCAGACCAGCAAGGGCAGCACCGCCGCUAUUUGCAAAAAAUGCGACCAAAAUGUUAAACAGUAUGGAAAACCGUCCGCCUGCGAGCUGUGCAACAUUAUUGCUGCAUUCAUUGGAUCUAAAUGCCAAAGGUGUACAAACUCCGAGUUAAAGUACGGACCAGCGGUAACUUGUGAUCAAUGCAAACAACGAUGUGCCUUUAAUAGGCCAGACUAUAAGGUCGAUGGCAAGCUACUGUGUUGGCUCUGCACGUUGUCCUACAAGCGUGCCCUGACCAAGGCACGCCAAGCGGAAAGCGAUCGUCGCCGUGCGAAGAAACGUGGAGCUGAUGGUGGCCCACCGCCGGCGUUGUCUUCGUCGGCAUCAGGUGCCGGAACAGGCAGCCGCGGAGGAACCGGCUCCAGCAAUGCCGCUUCCGGACCGCUCGGAUCCAGUGCAAAUUCUGGUAGUCGUGCGGACAACCGCAGCACGUCGGACAAAACCAAUAGCAGCAGCAACAGCAGUUCGUUGAAUCGUGGAGGUGGAUCCGGUUUACCUCCGUUGGGUGAUGUAGGUUUGGGCCCCGUUGAUCUACCGGAUCCGGUACCCUUAUCAGUUGAAUCAUCCGCCCCUACUGGAAUGGAUCGAGUGGACAACGCCCGGAAUGACAACGGACGGCAUUCGUCAAGCAAAAAGCCUCGUACCGACAUGAAACCGGGUUCGGAAGGACCGGAAAAACUGGGACACCAUAAAAGCUCCCACCACCAUCAUCAUCACCAUCAUUCAAAGUAUGUCGACCCACAUAGUUCCGAUCAUGUCAUCGCGAUGACUCAGCUGAAGGAAACAAUUGCCACGUUGCAGCGGAAGAUAAAACAGAAGGAUGCUAUUAUUUUAGAGAAAGAAAAGGAGAUCAGUGCAUGGAAGGGAAAGCAUUUAUACUUAGAGCAGGAUUUGAUGAAAAAAUACAAGGAUAUGGAGAAGAACUACGAAUUCAAGCUUGAAGUGCUGAACAAGAAGCUCAAGUCGCAACUGUUAGAGAUCGCUCAGCUGUCGAAGGCCGCCAAGGAUGCCGCCGAAAAGAGGAAGAAACCGAUUGGAUUUUUGGCAACCACCAAGCUACACAAGCUCAAGCCGGAAUCGAAGGAAAAGGAACGCGAGAAGACCAGCGGACGAAAUCGCAUCAUCGAGGAUGAAGACGAAGAUGAGGAAAAGGAGGACAAGGAAAACGACAAAGGAGAAUCGGGCGCUAACACUCCGAAAGAUACCGGAAAGGAAAGUCCUCGGGAUGUCGACUCUGGCAAGGAGAGUCCGCGUGACUCGGACAAGGAGGAUGAUAAGGAAGAUGAAAACGACAAGAAGGACAAAAAAGACAGCGAGUCCGACAAGGAGAAGGAUGAUGAGCAGAGUAAAAGUAAUGGCUCUGUCAAGGACGCAGAAGAUUCCGACAAGGAGAACGAUGAGAAAAAAGAUGAUCAAAAGGAAACAGAAAAGGAGGAAGAUAAGGAAAGCGAUGAGAAGGACCGCAGCAGCUCUGACAAAGGAUCUCGUCGAAAUUCUGAGCAUGGCUCGGAAAAGGAAUCUGACAAGGGGUCUGACAAAGGAUCCGACAAGGGAUCAGACAAUGAGUCGGACAAGGAAUCCGAUCAUGAUUCUGACAAAGAAUCUGAUCGCGGAUCCGAGAAGGGUUCUACUAAGGGAUCAAACCGUGGUUCAGACAAAGGAUCUGAUCGUGGAUCGGAUAAGGGAUCAGAUCAUGGUUCUGACAAGGGGUCGGAUCGCGGAUCUGAUAAGGGAUCGGAUCGUGGCUCUGAUCGAGGUUCUGAUAAGGAAUCCGAUCAUGGUUCCGAUAAAGGAUCCGAUCGCGGCUCUGACAAAGGAUCGGAUCACGGAUCCGAUAAGGAAAGUGACAACGAAUCCGAUGAUCGAUCUGCAAAGGGUAGUGGCAAGGACAGCGGAUCCGAAAGUGGAUCUGAUCGGGACAGUGACCGUGAUUCAGAUUAAAUCUGAAGCUGCUUCUCUGCAUCGGAAGCAGAUCGUUUUAUUACAAACGGACAAGAUUAGUGUUAUCCUCAAAUUUAACUUAUAAGACAUGUCCCUAGAUCGUAAACUGGUACGCACUAUUAUUUGUUUUAGUUGCCAAUUUCUUUAUUUCCGCUUAAUAGAUCCUCCAUUAAUUGCUGCAAAACUGAAAAAAAUCACGCCGUUGAACUCUACUGGUAAAUGUUAAACCCUUCAACAUAAAAAAAACUUGUUGCAGCUCAAACCGAUUCAUGAAGCCAUCUUUUCACGAUUUUUAUUCUUUUGCUUCCUACUCCCUAGUUACGGUUACAUAGAUGUAGUGCAUGUAUUUCCUCUGUGCUUCUUUUCUCCCACUUGCUAUCUGCAAACUUGUUGAGCUGAUAAAAGCAGAUUGCAAUAGAAAAAAAAAUAGAACCUACACCAUUAGAACCCAAUAGAUCGUAAGAACUGUCUCCCUAAUCUGCCCUAAUUUAUGAUUUACAUUUUAAAGUCGGUUUAAUUAGAACAAAAAAAAAACUUGUAAUGAACAGAAUACUUAAAAUAAAAAUCAAAUAAAAAUUUUACGAGGGAAA
This is a messenger RNA of Aedes albopictus (Asian tiger mosquito), 2860 nucleotides long. RefSeq names its product serine-aspartate repeat-containing protein C. The transcript is spliced from 5 exons. The record is from RefSeq and is a predicted model, not a curated record. The coding region runs from base 147 to 2270 and encodes 707 amino acids. Lineage: Eukaryota; Metazoa; Arthropoda; Insecta; Diptera; Culicidae. Gene Ontology annotation, cellular component: nuclear speck.